CCCGUAGAAAUAACCUUGGUCUUUGUUCCAUUUAUUGCAUACCUUCUCCUAUGUCACUAUCAUCGCCUGACGUGGUCAAAAUGUCUUCUGGGGAUAAACAAAAGAAAAUAAAAAGGCGGGUAGUGUAGAGAGCGUAAAAGCCGGGCUCUAGCAGGGCCAUGGCCCUGGUGUCGUGUAGCGAGGACAGGAGACUUGUAUGGAGGAGUCGGAGAGGCGGAACGGUCAUGUGGAGUGCCAGGGGACGAGCUGUAUUGGAAAAGACCAGACGAUGAUGAAUAGGAUUGUGGUGCUGGGAUGAAAACACAACUCGAUGGAGCGGAAAUGAUGUGACCUGAGUGAUGGGCGUCGUAAUGAUCAUGGUGAUGGCGGUCGCCGUGGUCGUGGAUGCGAAAGUCGAUGAUGGCCACGGCUUCCAAAGGGCUAUUAACGUCUUGCUCAAUGAAUGGGAACGGGGACGCGCCUGUGGAGCUGCUGCUGCUGCUAAGUGCCCCUCGUCAAACACUGGCGGUCCAGUUGGCAGUUGGCCCUAUCGCGUGGCAGUGUCAAUCGCGCGAAAAGCGCGUCUGUCGGCGUGAAAAGGACACAGGAUUGGAGUGUGAGGUCUCGGCUCAUUCGGUCGGUCGGGGGGGAAGACGUUGUGGGUGUCUUUCGCGUCCAUCUGCUGGGACAUGCGUGCUUCCUGCAGCGGGGCAAGUUAUCCAAGCACGGCACCCAGCCGCUGCCACCACCACCCCCGUUGCCGUCGCCGUCGUCAGUCCCCUGUUCCUCAAAUUCGAUCACCCCCUCCGCAAACGAUUCGAGGCGCCGCUGAAGCUGCGCGACUUCGUUAGAGAAGUUGGACGUAAGGGUUUAGAGAUGAUGCACAGGGGCCGUGUAGUUUACGUCAACAGCGACUAG
Colletotrichum navitas is the source of this 897-nucleotide messenger RNA. RefSeq lists its product as uncharacterized. The record is from RefSeq and is a predicted model, not a curated record. The transcript is spliced from 3 exons. Bases 385 to 897 code for a protein of 170 amino acids. Lineage: Eukaryota; Fungi; Ascomycota; Sordariomycetes; Glomerellales; Glomerellaceae.